Molecule: messenger RNA, 2034 nt
Organism: Spathaspora passalidarum NRRL Y-27907
Lineage: Eukaryota; Fungi; Ascomycota; Pichiomycetes; Serinales; Debaryomycetaceae
Gene: PEX8
Product: Pex8p
Exons: 1
Coding region: 1-2034 (677 amino acids)
Source: RefSeq, a predicted model, not a curated record
AUGGCCGAUCUUUAUAGAAAACUAGGUCCCCAGGGCCGUGCGUUACUUCAGCAGGGAGAAAACACCCUUACAUUUGACGGCUCUGCAGACGUUACACCACAAGAACUCGACUUUCUAAUCUAUGAACUACGCACCCCCAAGCCAGAUACAUCGGUAUCGACAGUCUUGUCGUAUCUUUACAACUACAUUCCAUUCAUCAAAUACGAACAUAACUUGCGGCUUAUAAUUUCGGCAUUUUUGGAUAGCCCCGUGUGUUUCCAGCGGUGUAACUUUGAAGAAAACUAUUUGAUUAUUGAAGUGUUUAAACUCAUUGCCGAUAAGAAAUUGCGGGUGUCCCAGCCGACAUUAUCUAUCAAGUCCUUCUACGAUAUUAUACAAAAGACAAUCGUUCAUUUCCAAGCCAUGAACCCAGUCGAAAACAGUUGGAAAGUGUUGCCUAUCAUAGCCGGCCUCUUCCUCUCCAAUGAAUUACGAAAUGAAAUAUACAUCAGCAAGAACUUCUUAGAAUAUAAAUGGUUUUUCAGAGAUUGGGACUCGCAGAUGAUGCAUGUAUUUAAGCAAUCAUUGAGUUAUUCCCUUGCCCGUAUCCAUUCUAAUGAGGUUGUCUAUUUGAGUUUGGUGAGUUUGGCCGUAGUGUAUAAGAAGGACGAGGACGUACAUGGGUAUACCCAGGGCAUUUCCGAUGAAUUCAUCAUUGAUAAGCUAUUCGAGUUGAUGUUUACUGACAAAGGGACCUUGAUCUAUCGGCUCUUGUUUACGUUGGAUCCAAAUGAUCGCAACAGCGAAGCUACCGUUCAGAAACAAGUUUUCCAAAAACCGGUGAUUAAACAUUUGAACAAGCUUUCAUUCUUACUUGAAGCGUACUUCUCCAAGUUGACACGCGGUCCUGGCUCGGAAAAGUUGAUCCUGGAUAGUUUAUUUAAAUUGAGUCAAUUCAACAAACAACUAUCACAUUCCACGAGUACAUCCAUCUUCAACGUAAAGGUAGAAGACAAGGCCAGUCCACUUGCACUUCAAUUCUGGAACUUGAUGAAGACAUUGCUCUUUUCGGAAAUUAUCAUCCUUCAAGGAAUCCUAACCCGGUUCCUCACUUCGCGAAGGGGAUUCUUUAGAACCGGUUCCCUUGAACACGAAUACCGCCAGGUUUCACCCAAGAUUUUGACCAACUUGUACUAUGUCAACUUCAUCUUAUUAUCAAUUGGCCAAGGAGGCUUCGACAAUUACAACUUUGUCUACCAUCUCGCCUUGGAACUUGUCCAAUCGACACCUUAUUUCGAACAAUUGACCAAGAGGUUAAUGUACGACUACACCGAAGUCAACCCUAAUCCGGAAGUGCUCAAUUCCAACUAUGUCAUGAACUCAAAAGUCUUGUUUGUGCUUGGACUCUGGGAGAACUACCUCCAGCUGGGCAAGACCAAUGAGAUGUUCACUCUCGAGAUCUACGACACCUGUUUGAACUUGGCCAGAGAAAAGUACAACAAUGACAUAAUUGAAGCCAGUCAUUCUGUGCUACUUUUCUACUUUUCGACUAGUAAAACUCCGCGAGUGAAGGAAUGUCUUAAUUAUGUGCAACUACUAAUUUCUCAGUUUCCAGCUACGUUAUCGCCUAAUCAGUUGACGAUUGCGAUCGAGACCGUAGGGAAGAAGAUUAUGUCGACUCCGUCGGGUGAGGAGUUUUUCGACUUUUUGGUGAUGAAAUGUGUGCAAACCAGACUGGGUGUGCCAAUAAAGCCAGGACAAACUGGCGAACUGCAGGGAAGUGCUAGAACUACCCCUGACACAGUAAGGGAAGCAGCUAUACUCACGUUAGUCCAACUCCUUCCUUAUUUCCCGUUGUCACGAUUCUUGAACUGGUUGGAUGAAAUAUGGACGUUGGUAAUAAGGAGCAAUGAGCUGGAAGGGAAGUUUCUCGAAGCAAGUUUAUGGAAUGCCCUUGGUGCGAAUCUUGAUUUGAAUAGAAGUGAAUUGGCGAUUCGAUGGUGGUAUAACGAAAAGAAGUUGACUCUGAAGGGUGUCUGGAAUGCCAAAAUUUAA